Molecule: messenger RNA, 744 nt
Organism: Fusarium proliferatum ET1
Lineage: Eukaryota; Fungi; Ascomycota; Sordariomycetes; Hypocreales; Nectriaceae
Exons: 2
Coding region: 1-744 (247 amino acids)
Source: RefSeq, a predicted model, not a curated record
AUGGCCGCCACCGAAAUCGCCCCUGUCCCUGGACUUCACGUCGCCCCAACCCUUGAUGACUUGAGAGACUCUGCUCAGUGCUGGAACAGUCUUCCCGUGUCACGGGACCAGCCAGAUGUUCCCGGCCAGCACCUCAGUAUGCUUGCCAGGACCUUGGAGCGUCACGGUAUGAAGAAGAUGCUAUCUUUCCACCUCAUCCAUCGACAUGACCCCAUUGAUGAUGGCAAAGUAAUGAUGACGAGCAAUCUCAAUAUUCUCAUCGGAAAAUGGAUUCGCCCAAUGGAUAUCAAUGACAUCAACCUCACCAACACUCAUGGCUAUCUCUUCAAGCUGGGCUCUGAUGGCCGUCCCCGAGCCUAUAAGUAUAGAGAAGGACCUCUGCCUGACCUGGCGGGUGUUUCUCCCGAUUUCCUUUCCGAGCUGAACCGCUACCUUCAGGGCAAUCAGCUAAACGACCUCCUGGCGUUUGGGGUCAGCGAUAGUAUGGAGGGUCUGAUCGAGUUUGACCUUGGCCACAAUGGAACUGUCCUGCUCAAGCAGGAGCAAGCAAACUAUGGCAAGUUUGUCAAGGAAACAGGGUUCGUUUACUAUGAAGGGGAAGAUGGAAUUAGCCAGCUUAAGGGCAAUGAACACCAUGCUGAGACAACAACUGGGCCUCACAAGGUCUUCUGGGAUGGCAGGCUCGAGAACGAGGCCGAAUUAGUAAAGGCAUUGUAUGAACUGGGCCUUAUUCGGUACGAGUAG